Molecule: messenger RNA, 641 nt
Organism: Melampsora larici-populina 98AG31
Lineage: Eukaryota; Fungi; Basidiomycota; Pucciniomycetes; Pucciniales; Melampsoraceae
Exons: 6
Coding region: 58-537 (159 amino acids)
Biological process (GO): modification-dependent protein catabolic process; translation; protein ubiquitination
Cellular component (GO): nucleus; ribosome; cytoplasm
Molecular function (GO): structural constituent of ribosome; ubiquitin protein ligase binding; protein tag activity
Source: RefSeq, a predicted model, not a curated record
ACGACGCACCAUAGUUCCUAGGACCUCUCUUCCGACAGAGCAGGAAUACUUAUCAAGAUGCAAAUUUUCGUCAAGACCCUUACGGGUAAGACUAUCACCCUCGAGGUCGAAGCUGCCGACACGAUCGACAAUGUGAAGACCAAGAUUCAAGAAAAGGAAGGCAUUCCACCAGACCAACAACGACUUAUCUUCGCCGGUAAGCAACUCGAGGACGGCCGUACUCUUGCUGACUACAACAUCCAGAAGGAAUCGACUCUUCAUUUGGUCUUACGUCUUCGUGGUGGUGCCAAAAAGCGUAAGAAAAAAACCUACACCACACCCAAGAAGAUCAAACACAAGCGUAAGAAAGUCAAGAUGGCAAUCUUGAAGUACUACAAGGUUGACAGCGAUGGCAAGAUCAAGCGAUUGAGACGAGAGUGCCCUGCUGCUACAUGCGGAGCUGGUGUCUUCAUGGCCUGGCACUUUGACCGUCAGUACUGCGGCAAGUGCGGCCUGACUUACCUCUUUGGGGACUCCAACCUCGCUAAGCCCACAUAGGCUUGAGCCAACUGUCGCAUCAAUGCUCCCUCGGCUGGUGUACAAUUGUUGAUGAUCUAUGAUAUAUGAAUCACCCAUACGCUAAUGUCAUGCGCCCUUCGACC